Molecule: messenger RNA, 1224 nt
Organism: Fonsecaea erecta
Lineage: Eukaryota; Fungi; Ascomycota; Eurotiomycetes; Chaetothyriales; Herpotrichiellaceae
Exons: 1
Coding region: 1-1224 (407 amino acids)
Molecular function (GO): hydrolase activity, acting on carbon-nitrogen (but not peptide) bonds
Source: RefSeq, a predicted model, not a curated record
AUGUCUGUCAUCCUCCAAGAUGGGAAAAUAACGGCGAUCCAGCCCACGGCGUCCGUGCCACCACCAUUUAAAAACCUCCCAACCACGACUGUCCCGGUACUGAUGCCCGGGCUGUGGGACUGUCACAUCCACCUGCUGGGCAGCAAAACGUUCAACUUCUCUGAGAUCGCGACCCAGUCGACGGCACUGGCUGGCGCCAGAAUCGCCCGGAAUGUACACGACAUCCUGAUGAGCGGGUUCACCUCGGUGCGCGAACUGGCCGGCUAUGGUCUCGAAGUCUCCAAGGCGAUUGAAGAAGGCACGCUCGUUGGGCCGAACAUAUACUCUUCGGGCGCCGCCAUAUCCCAGACGGCAGGCCAUGGGGACGUUUUCGAUCUGCCCUGGGGAUUCGUCACCUCUCUCUUCGGGGUGAGGGACACUCAGGCGAACGGGCUCGCCGCGGGUACCGGACCGAUGAUUAUCGCUGACGGGGUGGACGAGUGUCGACGUGCGGUGCGCCUCCUGGUCCGACGAGGGGCCAAGUGUAUCAAGGUGUUUGCGAGCGGGGGCGUGCUGAGCAUCGCGGACGAUCCUCUGCGUCAACAGUUCUCGCUCGAUGAAUUGAAAGUGAUCGUGGAAGAGGCCCAGCGUGCCGGUCGUGUCGUGGGCGCGCACUGCCAUGGCAAGGACGGAAUCAUGGCCGCGUUACACGCGGGUGUGCACAGCAUCGAACACGGGACGUACAUGGACGAGGAAUGCAUCGAGCUCAUGAAGAAGCAAGGCACCGUGUACGUGCCGACGCGGACGAUUGUGAAAGUCGGCGUGGAUCAUCCGGAGCUCAUGUCGCCAGAGUCGUACCGGAAGAUGCUAGAGACAGCGCGCUACCACCGCGCGGCGUACCGCUUAGCCGUGAAGUCCGGCGUCAAGAUCGCGCUGGGUACCGAUUUGGGCAUCAGCACGCCCGCGACUCACCCGCUGGCGCACGGCCAAAGUGGCGGUGAACUCGCCUAUGCGGUCAGCGACGGCGGCAUGGAGCCCCUGGAGGCCAUUGAAGCCGCCACAGCCAUGGGGCCUGAGGUGCUCGGGGACCUGGGCAUGGCGCCCAAGAGCGGCAGGAUCGAAGUCGGGUACGAUGCCGACCUGAUCGCCUUGAGCGCGAACCCUUUGAAAGAUAUGGACUUGUUCAAAGAGCCCAAGAAUAUCACGCACGUGUGGAAGGGCGGGCGGCUGUUCAAGAGUCCCUAG